AUGGCUGUGGGCGCCACCCCGCCGGCCGCCGCUGCGCCGCACGCCGCCGGAGCCGCCCAUCCCGCCGCCGCACCGCCUGCCGGCCUCUCUGGCUCCCUCCCCAGUCCGCGUCCGCGGCUUCCGCAGCUGACUCUUGUAUGGAUGUGUGAAAAGAAGGCAAGGUUCUGGAGAGAUGUUUGGAUGGGGCAGUGUCCUCUAAGCAUUGUUUCCAAUAGAAUUUUUAGCAUUUGCAAUGAGCAGGAGAAUACAGUUCAUGAAGUUUUUCAAAAUAAUGGUAUUAAUCUCACUUUUAGAAGAUCUUUUGGUAUAGAAGAGGCAGAGGAGUGGCAGCAACUAGUUUUGCAAGUCAGAGAUUUCCAGUUACAAGAAGGAGCUGAUACUGUCAUAUGGGCUUUGGAGAAGAAUGAAGUGGAGUAUCCUAUUCAAGGAGAAGGAAAUAAGCUGGAUUUCGAAGACAGUGGAAAAGCUAUCAAGACAUUUGGCGCUAAACGUCCAAGAUUAGUGGUGUAA
Molecule: messenger RNA, 510 nt
Organism: Miscanthus lutarioriparius
Lineage: Eukaryota; Viridiplantae; Streptophyta; Magnoliopsida; Poales; Poaceae
Source: the annotation of a GenBank genome assembly